Thermothielavioides terrestris NRRL 8126 is the source of this 2674-nucleotide messenger RNA. RefSeq lists its product as uncharacterized. The coding region runs from base 552 to 2384 and encodes 610 amino acids. Gene Ontology annotation, molecular function: protein binding; ubiquitin protein ligase activity. Gene Ontology annotation, biological process: protein ubiquitination; mitotic spindle assembly checkpoint signaling; ubiquitin-dependent protein catabolic process. NCBI's taxonomy places the organism in Eukaryota, Fungi, Ascomycota, Sordariomycetes, Sordariales, Chaetomiaceae. The record is from RefSeq and is a predicted model, not a curated record. The transcript has 3 exons. Gene Ontology annotation, cellular component: ubiquitin ligase complex; cell division site; mitotic spindle pole body.
AACUUCAAGGUUCCAGGGGCGGAGUUGCCACAUAAGCCCCGACAAAAUCCUAACGUCAUAACACGUCCAACCAGCGCCCACCGUCGAGUUUCCAAGCAGGCAGCGGUUUGCAGGUCACGAAGACUUACUGCAGACUGAUAUUAACAUUAACCCGCGUUGCUUGUUGAUCGCAGCGGCCCACUCCUCGCUGUGGCUCCUGCUGGGUCUGGACCGGGAACAUUCCCCAGACUGCCCCAGACUGAGGUACCCCAAACGCACGCGCGCGGGCUAUUUUCAGUGCAAAUCAGUCACUUCCAUUCCGACUUGCGGCUCGGGCAAUCCAGCAUCUCGGAUCUCCCGUGCCCUUGCUUUGUCCGCGAACCGGGCUUUCGUUUCGCAUAGGUGGCGUGGGCUGUGGUUCCUGUUUCGAAUACCACCAGAACACCGGCGAAUCAGAGGUGCGGGCCCCCAACGGCUGCCGCAGACCUUUCCUCGACCACCAGGAAAUAGGCCCCAGCCUGUGGCCCGCAGCUUGCUGCUCUCCUCCGACACAAGCAGCAGCCACCUCGUCAAUGUUCACGCAAUCCAUCGCGUCCCCACCACCCCAGGGGCCUGGAACUCUAGCCGUGUCUCCCGCGAGUACAACCUCGGCAUCGUCGACGGCGCCCGCAAGAAGCAGCCGGCUGCGCGGCCUCAGCUACCUCCGCAAUUACACCCAAACCCACCUGCUGUCUCGUGAUCACAGCGCGCAACACGCCCACGGAAGCUCCCAACAACCCGCGUCCUCCGCCCCGUCGCCAUCUGCGUCUGCCGCGACAACAACGAGUGCCGGGUCCGGGGCUGCCCGGCACAAUCCCUCCACUGGCCCCGCCACCGAGUCGGCCUCCCGCACCACCCGCUUGUCGCAGCUCGUCCCCGCGCUAGCGCAUCCCCUCGGCCUGUCAACUACGCCUUCGGGAGGAAAGGCCCAAGCCGGGUCGACGGCGGGGAUUGCCCAGGAGAGAAGAUCAUCCGAAUCGUCUGCCGUCCCUUUCCUCGCCCGCUCGAGCAGUGCCGGCCCGGCCGCAGAGACCGCUCCUCCGCCCGUCAACGACAUGGCUCGCGCGCGAUCCGCAACAACCGGCGAUGCCGCCGGCAGACCCGAUGGCGGCGGGCCCAGCCUAGACUCGCUGCCCUCGAUCCGCUUCAGCACUUUCUACGACCCUCGCGCUACCCGCCCGUCGUUGAAGUUUGCGCCCGUUUCUCGCACUCUCCCUACCGGCAAAGAGGUCAUCCGGGUGGGCAGGUAUUCCGAACGAGAUGCCCAGCCCAACGUUCCCCCAAACACUCCCUCGGCAGCCCCCGUGGGCUUCAAGAGCAAGGUGGUCAGUCGGCGGCAUUGCGAGUUCUGGUUCGAAAACGGCAAGUGGUACAUCAAGGACGUCAAAAGCAGUUCGGGGACCUUCCUGAACCACAUCCGUCUCAGCCCUCCCGGCACCGAGUCGAAACCGUACCCCGUCAACGACGGCGACAUUGUGCAGCUGGGCAUCGACUUCAAGGGCGGCGAGGAGAUGAUCUUCCGCUGCGUCAAGAUGAGGUUGGAGUUGAACCGUGGCUGGCAAAACAAGCUGAACACUUUCAACAUGGCCACACACAAGAGGUUACGAAACAUGGCCGCCGGCGCAGCCAACAACAGUUCGGGCUCAUACUCGCAGGACUGCUCCAUAUGCCUGAACAGCAUAGCGCCCUGUCAAUGCCUCUUUGUCGCUCCUUGCUCGCACACGUGGCACUAUAAGUGCGUUCGGUCCCUCCUCACCUCUCCGUCUUACCCGAUCUUCAUCUGUCCCAACUGCCGCGCCGCAGCGGACCUCGAGGCAGAAGUCGAAGACCCCGAGGAGUGGGAGCAGCUUGACUCCGACGAAGGCGCCGCAGCGGAGGAGGGUGCCCUGCUGCAACCUCCUUCAGCCAAUCUCAGCAGUCCGAUGAAUACCACCCUCGGAUCCCGCGAAUCUGGACGCAGCCCCCGCCUCGCCCAAUCCCAACAACAGCCCCAACCGCAAGCAGCCGAAGUGUCGGACGGGACCAUGCUCCUCGAUCACUCGCCGCCGCGGCAACAAUCACCACCUCAGCUCGACGGCGCAACGACGCUCCGUGAUCAGCCCGUCGUCUCGUCGUAUACCGUGUCCAACCCGAUGCCCAUCCCUUCCACUGCCCAGCGAAUUCCUUCCGAUUCACGCCGCGAGACGAGAACACCUUCGCCCACCGGAGCGCCAGUGACUAACGGCCACGAGGGCCCCAUCACGCCGCGGAAUGACGCUGGGCCAUGGGUGUUCGACGGCGCCGCUGCUGCGUCGCGUGCCAACAGCAUCGAGGCGGCCGUGCAGGCUGCCGGGGCACGGUUGCAGGACGAGGAUGAUAUCCUAUAGGAGGGGCAGUUCAUCCUUAGUCCUGGCGGGGGCGUACCCGCCUUGACGGGUGACGUCGAAUGAGCGAGUGAGCGGGGAGGGUUGGUGUAACCUGAGUUGGCUGGCUAAUUGGCCUGUGGGUUGUUCAAUGUCCAAGAACGAAGGGUAUGUGAUGCUGGCAGUUUGUUUCGGUGCCCUUGCAUUGCAUUGCGUUGCAUUGCGUUGCGUUAUGUUUUGUUUUUUUUUUUAUGCUGUUCCAUGCGGUUUCUCUUUUCUUUUCCCCUGCUCCCCUACAGAAAGUCCCCCUACUU